Molecule: messenger RNA, 4962 nt
Organism: Camponotus floridanus (Florida carpenter ant)
Lineage: Eukaryota; Metazoa; Arthropoda; Insecta; Hymenoptera; Formicidae
Exons: 1
Coding region: 1-4962 (1653 amino acids)
Biological process (GO): DNA integration; proteolysis
Molecular function (GO): aspartic-type endopeptidase activity; nucleic acid binding
Source: RefSeq, a predicted model, not a curated record
AUGAGUGCUGAAGUGAAGGUGCUGCUGGAAGCGCAGCACGACAUUCAUGGUCGGAUCUCCCGCGCCGUGGACAAUCUGAGGAAGAUGGGCGUGAGCAACAUCACCCGCGACGCCAUCCAAGCUCGCCUCGGCAUCCUGGACAAUGUCUGGCAAAAAAUGGAGACCCAGCAUGAGCUCAUUCGUGCGGCGCUGAAGGACAAGUAUCAGGAGAGUGAGUACGCUGUAUCUGAUUUUAUUGAAGUCGCGGAGAAUACUUACGUGACACAACGUAGCACGCUGACCAGCUACGCUGAGAAGCUUAAGGGCGAGACGCCCGCCGCGCUCAGAGGCGAGCCGGACCACGAUCGGGCUCCUAAAACCUCCUUGCCGCGCAUCAAGCUUCCGACGUUUGCGGGAUCUUACGAAGAAUGGCCGUCAUUCCGCGACCUCUUUCAAUCAGUCAUCGGGGCGAAUGAGUCCGUCUCCGACAUCGAGCGAUUUCACUACCUCCGGUCUUGUGUCAAGGGAGCCGCUGAAAAAUUGAUAAAAUCAUUAACGGUGACCGGUGAUAAUUACCAUCGCGCUUGGACGAUUUUGUGCAAGCACUUCGAGAACAAGAGGGAGCUUAUCCGUUCUAAUUUCGCCGCGUUCACCUCCGUUCCCAAAAUGAAGUGCGAGUCAGCGGGAGAACUCGGUCGCAUUCACAACGCCGUAACGACCGCGGUGAACGCGCAGGAGAGUAUAGGGAGACCCAUCAACUCCCACGGUAUGGAUCUCCUCAAUUUUCUCACCGUCGAAUUGUUCGAUUCGCGUACACGGAUGGAAUGGGAGUCCUCGACCUGCGACUCCACUGAUCCGCCAGACCACGGCGCUCUCGUCAACUUCAUCGCUAAGCGCAUUCUCACGCUAAACGCCGCGAGGCCGCGAGUAUCGCAACCAAACUCCGAUGGCGCGUCGCGAACCGCGAAAGCUCACCACACGAAGACCGGAUCCGAUCACUUGAAGUGCGCACUGUGCCAGGGGAAGCACACCCUCAUGCAGUGUAACGACUUCAAGGCGAAGUCCGCGAUAGACCGGAAGUCCUUUGUAGAGCAGGGUAGACUGUGCUACAACUGUCUCGGGAACCACAUGAUCUCCAAGUGCCAGUCUGUGAAGACCUGUCUGACGUGCAAGAGCAAGCACCACACUACACUGCACGACGCGUACACUUCGCCCUCCUCCAACGAGGUGAACGCCCUGUCUGCGAUGCACUCCUCAUCUGAGCGUAAAGCGAUCCUCCUCGCGACAGCUCGCGUGCACCUCACUGACCGCGCCGGGGAUCUUCAUCCGGUCCGAGCGAUGCUCGAUCAAGGAUCCGAGGUGUCAAUCAUCUCCGAAGCACUGGUCCAACGGCUGAGACUUCCCCGCUCCCGCUCCUCAGUGUCCAUAAUCGGCAUCGGCGAGUCACGAUCCGGGUCAAUCCGCGGGAGAGUGGCACUCAGUCUCUCCUCGAUGAUCACCGGGGCCAAACUCAAGGCCGUCGCCUUCGUGUUACCGCGCCUGUCGGCCUAUCAGGGUUCUUCGGUGAAGAACCUCCCCUCCUGGCCUCACGUUCAUGGUCUUGAGCUCGCCGACCCCAGGUAUCAGGAGCUCGAUCCGGUAGAACUAUUGUUGGGCGCGGAAGUCUGCUCAACCAUCCUUGAGGUUGGCCUUCGCAAGGGUGGUCCUCAAGAUCCCGUCGCCCAGAGAACAGCCCUGGGAUGGAUCCUGUCAGGGGGGUCCAGCGCAGCACCCUUCCAAGGACUCCGUAACUCCUUGCAGUGCACUGUCGACCAAGAGCUCAAUCAGCUUGUGCACAGCUUUUGGGAACAGGAAAAGGAACUCCCCUCCUCUGUUGCCCUUAGACCGGAGGAUCAAGAGUGCGAGACCCUCUUCAUAAGUACUCACCAGCGAACUGCGUCCGGAAGAUACGUAGUACGACUCCCGUUUUCUUCCCCGCCAACGUCGCUUGGUGGAACCCGUAAACCGGCUGAAAGCCUCUUGUCAGCGAUGGACCUUCGGAGCAAGAGAGAUCCUGAGUUCGGCGUCCGGUAUCGGGAGUUUAUGCAGGAGUACGAGGACCUGAAACACAUGAGUCCUGUGAAUACGGUCGGUACCGCAGGAUGCUACCUACCUCACCACGGAGUCCUCCGCCAGUCCAACUCCUGCAGCAAGCUCCGCGUCGUCUUCAACGGGUCGCAACGUACCGCCUCGGGGGACUCCCUCAACCGACAUCUGCUGAUCGGCGCCAACUUGCUGCCAGCACUAGCUGAUGUCCUCCUUCGCUGGCGCCGGCACCGCUUCGUGUUCGUCACCGACAUCGAGAAGAUGUUCCGGCAGAUACUCGUCCACCCUGAAGAUCGUCGCUUCCAGCGGAUACUCUGGCGUCCAAAGGCUUCCGGCAAGAUCCAAGAGUACGAGCUGAACACCGUGACCUACGGGCUCGCCUGUGCUCCGUUCCUCGCUGUCCGCACUCUCCACCAAUUGGCGGCCGACGAGGAGGCACGAGCCCCAGAGGGAGCAACCGCUCUGCGCCAUGACUGCUACAUGGACGACGUGAUCACCGGGUCGGACACCUUGCAGCACGCGGUCGCCCUGCAGACGGAGCUCCGAGAGCUCUGCACGGCGGGCGGGUUUCCGCUGCGGAAAUGGGCCGCCAAUAGCGAGGCCAUCCUUGAGGGUGUUCCUCCCGAUCAUCGACUCAAACAGGCUCACCAUUCCUGGGAGAGCGAGGUACACUCCACCUUAGGCCUGCGUUGGCAUCCAGCCAGCGACGACUUCUCCUUCGCCAUCCAGCCUCGAAGCACUGGCGAAUUCACUAAGAGGCGAGUCCUGGCGGAAACGGCACGGCUAUUCGACCCCUUGGGAUGGCUCGCUCCUGUGAUCAUCCGCGCCAAGAUCUUAAUCCAGUCAGCAUGGUUGAAAAGGCUGGACUGGGACUCUCCGUUCCCAGCGGAGGACGCUCAGUCUUGGCAGCGCCUCCUCUCCGAGCUCCAUUUGCUGGAGCGCCUCCGAAUAAGGCGCUGGCUGGGUGUCAUUCAACAGGAUCCGACGGUCGAGAUCCACGGCUUCGCCGACGCGUCUGAGCGUGGAUACGCGGCCGUCGUCUACCUUCGCGUGUCCAGUACGGAAGAGACGUCCAUCCACUUACUGGCCGCGAAAAGCAAGGUCGCGCCGAUUAAGCCCGUGACGCUCCCACGGCUGGAACUCUGCGCUGCCUCCCUGCUGACCAAUCUCGUUCACCACCUCCGGUCAUCACUGGAGGUGUCGGCGCCAGUAUAUCUCUGGUCCGACUCCAAGGUUGUCCUCCACUGGAUCAAGGGUCAUGCUUCACGAUGGAAAACCUACGUGGCCAAUAGAGUGUCGCUGAUCCAGGAGCGGCUCCCCGAAGCGCAGUGGCGACACGUCCCGGGUCAAGAGAAUCCUGCCGAUUGUGCUUCCAGAGGGAUCGCUCCGAGGGAUCUGCUGAACCACCCCCUAUGGUGGCAGGGCCCCGGCUGGCUUCUCGGCGACUCGUCACUAUGGCCAGCCAGCGACGAGGCAUCAAUGGUCAGCGUUCCUGAAACAAAAACCACGGUCUUAACGGCCAUCAGCAAGGUCAGACCGGAGCCUGAAAUACUCCUACAGUUCUCGACACUGCAUAGGCUCUUACGUGUCUCUGCUUGGUGCCUUCGUUGGCGCCGGACCGCUCGUCAUCCUCCCAGCGUCGCACUGCUCUCGGACGAGCUCGACGCCUCCCUCAUUCGCUGGCUGAGAAUCGUCCAAGGGAUCCACUACGCCGUUGAACUAGCCGCCGUACGAGAGUCUCGCCCAGUGCCUCGCGGUAGCCACCUGGCCAGGCUGCAUCCAUUCAUCGACGAUGACGGGAUCCUGUGCGUCGGCGGCCGCCUGAAACACGCAAUACUCACGUACGAUGAACGACAUCCUAUGAUAGCGUCGCCCACUUCAUGGCUCACCAAGCUCGUGAUAGAGUCUUGCCACCGCCGGACGCUUCAUGGAGGCACUCAGCUCACUUUGGGGCUCCUUCGCCUCCGCUUCUGGGUGCCGCAAGGUCGAGCCGUAAUCAAGCGGACACUGCACCGGUGCGUGACAUGCACCCGCUGGCGAGCCCACACUCCGCGGCCCCUCAUGGCCGACCUCCCUCGGGGGCGAGUCACUCCAGCACGCCCUUUCCUGAGGACAGGAGUCGAUUACGCUGGCCCGAUAUUCCUCCGCACUUCCAAGAGGCGAGGACAUCGAGCUCACAAGGCGUUCAUAGCCGUGUUCGUCUGUCUCUGUUCCAGAGCCGUCCAUCUUGAGGUAGUAUCUGACUACUCCUCUGACGCCUUCCUCGCAGCAUUCUGCAGGUUCGUUUCCCGUCGCGGACUGUGCGAGGAAAUGUACUCGGACUGCGGAACUAACUUCAUCGGAGCGGGCAACCAACUCCGAGAAUUCUUCCGCGCGUCGUCCUCCGACGGCCGUCGCAUCUCUCGGGAAGUCGCCAAGGAAGGAAUAUCCUGGCGCUUCAAUCCUCCCGCCGCGCCGCACUUCGGAGGCCUCUGGGAAGCGGCGGUGAAAUCCAUGAAACAUCACCUGCGACGGGUGAUAGGAGAGACUACGCUCACCUUCGAGGAGAUGAGUACCCUUCUUUCACAAAUCGAAGCAUGUUUAAAUUCUCGUCCAUUGCAGGCUUUAUCAGAUGACCCCGACGACAUCACCGCAUUGACUCCAGGGCAUCUCCUAAUAGGCGCCCCUCUACUGGCGGUCCCAGAGCCUUCCCUAGCCGAACGGCCUCCGAACGCCCUAUCCCGGUGGCAGCUGCUGCAACGAAUGCGUGACCACUUCUGGCAGCGAUGGUCUCAGGAGUAUGUCCACGCCUUGGCACCUCGAUCAAAAUGGCUCAACUUCGAGCCCGCUCCGGAGGUCGGAACAUUGUGCCUCAUCCGCUCGGAGAUCACCCCGCCUUCCCGAUGGCCCCUCGCGUGA